Molecule: messenger RNA, 882 nt
Organism: Cyprinus carpio (common carp)
Lineage: Eukaryota; Metazoa; Chordata; Actinopteri; Cypriniformes; Cyprinidae
Product: thiosulfate:glutathione sulfurtransferase-like
Exons: 5
Coding region: 84-509 (141 amino acids)
Cellular component (GO): mitochondrion
Molecular function (GO): thiosulfate-cyanide sulfurtransferase activity
Source: RefSeq, a predicted model, not a curated record
GUCAUUGUGACUGCACCAGUGAUGGUUAUCUCUUCAGGUUUUACGUCGUUUGUGCGUGUUUGCUCUCAAUAAACCUGUUUAUCAUGAUAGAGUUAUCAUGUGAAUUGAAGACUUCAACCGUCAAACACAGUGACGGACAACCUGCUCCAGUGAAGUCUGCAAUGUCAGUGUCAGUUGUGACAUACGAACAGCUCAAAGCUAUGCUGCCCAAUCACAGCGUGCAGCUUUAUGAUGUCAGGAGUCCAGAUGAAUUCCAGGCUGGCCGGAUUCCUGAUUCUGUCAACAUUCCUUUGGGACAGCUUGAGGAGUCACUGAAACUCCCACCACUACAGUUUCAACAGCAAUUUGGGGUGAAAGCCCCUAAAAAGGAAGACGAUGACAUAGUUUUCCAUUGCCGAAGCGGGAAAAGGAGUUUGACUGCUCUUGAAAUCGCUCAUCGUCUGGGAUUCUCUAAGGCACGGCAUUAUGCAGGCGGAUACAUUGAUUGGGAAAAGCAUGAGAAGAAGUAACAGGACUAACUGAGCCGCAUUUUAAAUGAACUUCAGAUCACUUUAACUGGAAUUGAAGAUAAAAUUAAAUAUUUGACAGGUGAAAUUGAAGAAAGUUGCUCAUUUUGCUGCUUACAAAGAUCGGAGUCAUUAUUAAUAUAUUUUACUGUCUCAUCAGUUAUUAUAUGAUAUGAAUCAUAUUUCAUUAAGAUGUGAUUAUUAAUCAAUUUGUGUAUUAGAAACAUUAUUGAUGUAGUUUGAUGACUCAUCACAAUUAUUGUUAUGAUAUAUUUUAAUAAGGCGAUUAUCAGAAAAUACAUGAAGCAGCUAUUUCAGAUAAAUACUUGAAAAAAUUGCUCCUUCACAGUGAAUUAUUAAAAUAUUUUUAAAAGGC